Aspergillus versicolor CBS 583.65 is the source of this 530-nucleotide messenger RNA. RefSeq lists its product as uncharacterized. The transcript has 2 exons. The record is from RefSeq and is a predicted model, not a curated record. NCBI's taxonomy places the organism in Eukaryota, Fungi, Ascomycota, Eurotiomycetes, Eurotiales, Aspergillaceae. The coding region runs from base 200 to 472 and encodes 90 amino acids.
AAGAAGUUAAGCCACUUUGAGUAAUUGUGUCCAUAAAUAAACUAAUGCCGUAAUUCCAUCUAUUAUACAAGCAUAAUGUGCGUUGCUUGAUCCGACUCACCAUGUUGUCAAAGAAAUCCCGCGCCAGUCUAUCGAUCUCCAAGUCGGAGCCACAACCGCCGACAAUGCGAUCGAUCAACACAGCCUGCAAAAACCCCCCAUGUCUCAAAACAACCUCUCUACUCUAGCGAAAGAGGCCGCUAAACUUGUCAAACUUUCGAGUCUGCAGAAUGGCCUCCCGGGCUCGAUGCGCGCUAUACCGGUCGGGGCGAUCGUUGCUGGGUGCGUUAUUGCCAGAGUCGCCGGAACGUCGAAUAUCCUCGAGAAGCGAAUGAUCGGGGCUGAUGAGAUGAUUGCGUUGGAUAAACCGAAGGGGAACGAGAAUACAGGGCAAGGGCAGGUUAGGCAAGAUGGAGCAGGGAAGAAGGAAUAAAAACGAACAGCUUGUCGAAUAUUUGGAGUUGCAGGCGUUAUCGGUGGAAAGGCAGGGA